Fusarium venenatum is the source of this 285-nucleotide messenger RNA. RefSeq lists its product as uncharacterized. Lineage: Eukaryota; Fungi; Ascomycota; Sordariomycetes; Hypocreales; Nectriaceae. The record is from RefSeq and is a predicted model, not a curated record.
AUGCACUUCCCCUCUACCCUUUCGGUCCUGGCCACUGCCUUGUCUCUUGCUGUUGGUACUAGCGCCUGGGCCCAGUCUGGCGACGGAACUUGGGUUGCCAACAACGAAUAUCACUACCUAUACCGAACUGGCUGGACUGCCCAUGAGUCGUGCACAUGGAGGAACACCGAAGAUACCCGCGAGCAGGGUACAGCAUGUGCUUACUGGACCAAUGCCCAAGGAGGUAUCGCUAAUGGACAUUGUCAAUGGCAGGGCCCUCCUUACAACAGAAUCGACUGUUUUUAG